CCAGCAGUCACGAGUCGAGGGUCAAGAAUCCUCCUUUGCCCAUCCUCCAUCUCUGUCCCUCCAAGCUCACCACACGUUCUCCACCUUGUUCCACUCCGCUUCCUCUUCGACUCGAGUCGGCUUCCGCACCGGCCCACGCCAUGUCGCGAUUUGUUCGCCCUUCCAAGUACCGGCACGUGUACGGCAACGCUGCCAAAAAGGAGGAAUGGUACGACAACAUCAAGGUCUCCAACAAUGCGUGGGAUACAAACCUGAUUGCGAGCAACGGCAAGUACAUCAGCGUCAAUUGGAACGCAUCCGGCGGAGGCGCAUUCGCUCUCGUCCCGACAUCGAGAAGAGGCAAGCUGCCAGACAUCUACCCUCUUGCCAGAGGUCACACUGCGACUGUCCUCGACACUGCAUUCAGCCCCUUCGAUGAUGACGUCUUGGCAAGCGCCAGCGACGAUGGGACCGUCGGCAUAUGGAACGUGGCCAAAGAGGACGUGUGGAGCGUGCUGGAUCUCAGCGAAAAGGAGAGGGACAAGGCAGGCGGUGUCAAGGACAUUUCGCCAGUCUCAAAGAUUCAGGCGGGUGGCAGAAAAGUCGGACAAGUGCUCUUUCACCCUACGGCUUCCAAUGUCCUCGCAGCAGCUACAAACGACAGCAUCAAGCUCUUUGACCUCGCUUCAUCGACUCAGGCCAGCAAGAUUGAGCUGACCGGCUUCACUGACAGCAUACAAUCUCUCGACUUUAAUUGGUCAGGCAACACGCUCGUUGCUACCUGCAGGGAUCGCAAGAUUCGAACUUUUGACCCGCGAGUGGGCAGCAAAGCCGUUCAGGAAGCAGAGAGUCAUGGCGGCAUCAAGGGCGCAAGGGUGGUCUGGUGCGGCGCGCUCGAUAGGUUCAUCACUACCGGCUUCAGCAAAAUGUCCGAUCGUCAAUUGUUCUUGUGGGACUCCGGAAAUGUCACCAAGCCUCUGAAAACGGUCCUGUUGGACAGCAGCAACGGUGUCAUCAUGCCAUUCUGGUCGGACAACAACAUCUGCUUCUUGGCUGGCAAGGGAGACGGAAACAUCCGAUAUUAUGAGUUGGAGAAUGAUGAGCUGCACUAUCUGACCGAGUACAAAUCGACAGAUCCUCAAAGAGGCAUGAGCUUCAUCCCGAGAAGGUCUUUGAACGUGGAUGAGAAUGAAAUUGCAAGGGCGUACAAAGUCACAGGCAAUGCAGUGCAACCAAUCUCCUUUGUCGUGCCACGCAGGGCCGAAACUUUCCAAAGCGACAUUUUCCCUCCAGCGCCAUCAUCUGUGCCGGCGCUCUCCUCACAGGAAUUCUUUGCAGGCAAGACUGCGAAUCCCAACCUGAUCAGCCUCGAGGAUGGAAGCGGCGUCAAAGGCGACGCGAUUGUCGCGCAUGCUCCAGCUGCCAUACCCGUAUCUCCUGCGGCGCCUACCCCAGCUGCGCCUGGACCCGUCGCUCCUCCUACGCCUGCCGCUGCCCAAGCGCCUGCCCCAGCGCCUGUAGCAAUACCUUCGCCGGCGAUUCCAAUCAAGACGGAGGCAAGCCCCCUUUCACCUUCGGCGGAUCUUGGAAAAAGCAGAUUCCGGAGCAGGGAGAACGGAGCGGGUCCUGCGCAGGCUGGAGAGCGCACUGCAGAGCUGGUGGAAGAGAAUGAGAAGCUGCGUGCCCAGGUGCAGCAGCAACUGACGAUGAUCAGAGAGCUGGAAGUCGAGAAUGAGAGACUGCGAACCAAUCAGCAGCGCGUCAGAGAGGCACUUUUGCAAUAAGACAGUGCACAGGACGUGGAGGCAGUCUUUGACCCUCGCCUCCCUGAAGUUGGCGAGAUUUGGACUCUGCGGCGGGCGCGCCUUGGUCUUGCCCGUGUUUGUCGGAAAGUCACUCCUGCAGAGUCUCGAAUGUAUAGAAUUGAACCGCUUUCAAGUCUGGUGGUACGAUGCUAAAGAUUUGUACCUCUGCUGCAUCGCCCGCCCGUCGCUGUGCUCUGACUCGAUGAGCCGCUUUUUGUGUAGUAGAGUUGCGCUCUGUCAAUUCCAUCCCA
Molecule: messenger RNA, 2035 nt
Organism: Ceraceosorus guamensis
Lineage: Eukaryota; Fungi; Basidiomycota; Exobasidiomycetes; Ceraceosorales; Ceraceosoraceae
Product: putative CRN1
Exons: 9
Coding region: 141-1763 (540 amino acids)
Biological process (GO): actin filament organization
Molecular function (GO): actin filament binding
Source: RefSeq, a predicted model, not a curated record